Molecule: messenger RNA, 617 nt
Organism: Paramuricea clavata
Lineage: Eukaryota; Metazoa; Cnidaria; Anthozoa; Malacalcyonacea; Plexauridae
Source: the annotation of a GenBank genome assembly
AUGGACAAAGAGAUGAAGAAUAAAGCUAGGAAUGCACGUUGUGGUGCAAAAGGUGCUCUGACGAGAGCAAUGAAUGUUACAAAUGAACUGAUUGAAGCAAGUCGUUCGAAAAGUGAAGUAAAACAAGCCUUUGAAGAGUUACAAUGGGCUCAUGAAGGAUUAGUGAUGAAACAUGAAGAAUUUACUAUGUUAUUAGAUGAUGAAGUGUUCGAAGAAGCUGAAAAAUGGAUGCAAGUCUGUGCAAGUGAUUACGUAGCCUUUACUAUGCGUUAUCAUGAUUAUAUAUUAAGAAAAUAGAUGAGGAGAAAAGUAAACAGAAUGUCAGUGACAGUGUCAUUGGUGAAUCGAGUGAAGAGACCAAUGAGGAAAGUAAUGGUAGUCAAGGAAGUAACAAUCUGAUCGAACAGUCUACUGUUUUUAAUGAGAAUAAUCACCCAAGCACAAUGCAAAACCCUGAAAUGAUACAAUACAGUCAGAGUUCAGCUAAGCCCUUUACUGUUAAGCAUGAAAAAGCCAAAUUACCUGUGUUUGCUGGUGAUGUUCGACAAUAUUUCAUAUUUAAGUCGGAUUAUAAACACGCUGUCGAAGCAGAAUUGUAUCAGACACGAUUACCCUAG